Messenger RNA from Helianthus annuus (common sunflower), 537 nucleotides. RefSeq names its product transcription factor bHLH117-like. The record is from RefSeq and is a predicted model, not a curated record. Gene Ontology annotation, molecular function: DNA-binding transcription factor activity; protein dimerization activity. NCBI's taxonomy places the organism in Eukaryota, Viridiplantae, Streptophyta, Magnoliopsida, Asterales, Asteraceae. Gene Ontology annotation, biological process: regulation of DNA-templated transcription. Bases 1 to 537 code for a protein of 178 amino acids. The transcript has a single exon.
AUGGAGUUCAAAAGGCUGAAAACCGCACCUUCACCGGAGUUAUACAACCUGAAUAACAUUCCUACCUUCAUGUUCAACCAGUUACUAGAUCUCCGAUCAAUCGAGCCACUGAAUCAACACAAGUAUUCACCUCCGUUUAAUCACCACACACAACAACCGACGUUAACUAACUACUUCAUUCCAACGCCACCGCAACAACCGUCGUUUCCUCCUCCUCCUCCGGCGAAGUUAUCCGGAACAGAACUGGCGUAUAAACGACACCGUACACUUAGCGACAAAACGCGAUCCUUACAAAAGCUGCUAACAGUGGACAGAAAAAUGGAUAUGGCGACGAUUUAUGAAGAAACGUACAAGUAUAUUAUGUUUCUAAAAGCGCAAAUCAGUGUUCUGGAAUCGAUGCCUGUUGUGUCUAGCUCGUUAUCAUCGUCGUGUUUGAAUUUGAGAUCCGGAAACUCUAGGUAUGGUGGAUUGGGGAAACUGAACAGGCAGCAGGUGCUUGAGGUUAUGGUUAACUCACCUGUGUCUCAAUCGGUUUGA